GCCGGCAUUCGCGUAUACUAUACUUGCGCCGUCCGUCGUCUGCUCCUUCCGUUUAUUUGCGUCCGUCGUUUUUUGCUAUACACCGAGCGUACCAUUAUGUUCGACGGCGGAUAAGUGCAUCGCGCGGCGUAACAAGGAAAGCAAGAAUAAUGUUGUUAUACACAUUGAUCGGCGGCUACAUGCUGACCUCGAUGAUACUGUUCAAGUAUCCCACCCUGCUGCACAAGAAGAAGAAGGUGAAGUUUUUGUGUCAACACAUCAGUCAUCGGGGUGGUGCCGGAGAAAGCUAUGAAAACACGAUGUGCGCGUUCAAACGAGCAGUAGCUAUUGGAACACAAAUGUUGGAAUUAGAUUGUCAUCUUACGAAAGAUGGCGAAGUAGUAGUUUCUCAUGAUCACAAUCUUUUACGCAGUACGGGCAUAGAUAAAAAUAUUUCUGAAUUGGAAUACAAGGAUUUACCGCUUUUAAAACAACGUUUACCAAUUGAUUUUGAUCCAGAUGUGGAGUAUAUUGGUUCAGCGAAAGAAGAGGAUCGACGAUUUGCAUUGUUACGAGAAGUUUUUGAAGCAUUCCCCAAUAUCCCUAUUAACAUUGACAUUAAGAUCAAUAAUGAUCGGCUUAUAUCCAAAGUUUCUGAUCUUAUAAAAGAAUACAAUAGAGAGGAGUAUACAGUUUGGGGAAAUUUUAGUGAUGAAGUCACACAGAAGUGUUACAAAAUGAAUCCAAAUGUAAACUUGCUGUUUUCAAUGCAACGUGUGACGAUGUUAAUACUUCUUAUGUAUACUGGCUUGUUACCAUUUGUACCAUUAAAGGAAACGCAUCUUGAAAUUUUCUUGCCUUCAAUUUAUUUGCGACGAAAAGGUGGUCCGAGUCCAACAUUUUUACCACUGGAAAAGUUGGUAGUACGUACGAUUAACGUACUAUUAAUGAGACCGUGUUUAUUUAAUCACUUAAGAGCACGAGGCAUACAUGUUUACUUUUGGGUUUUGAAUAAAGAUGAAGAAUUUAAAAGAGCAUUUGAUCUGGGAGCAACUGGUGUAAUGACAGAUUAUCCAACAAGAUUAAAAUUAUUUUUAAAAAAACAUACAAUAGAAUGAAGUACAUGAUAGAUUUCCAAAGAUUACACAUCAUAUAACAAACUGUUGAAAAACUUCGCGGAUCUGUUUAUAUCUGUGGGGAAAUAUCUGCCAUGAUGAGCCAGAAAAUAUUUAAGCUAUACAGUAUAAAAAGUAGUAUAUUUUUUAUAAGCAAAGCAAAAAUAUUUGCUUAUGUUCUGUGUAUAAAUGCCAAUUUGAACGAAUUUUGCCACAAUUGCGUCAGCCCGUACAAAUCGAUUCAUUAGUGAAAUUACGUAUACAAUGUACAAUGCGCUCGCAUACGAUAAUUUUAUUGUUACAUUGUAGUCAUGUGGGUAUCAUGGAAUAAGAUUGCUCUGGCCUCGUAAAUCUUUAUCCGCUUUUUUUUCAUCUUUUGCUUUAUCAAAAGACAUAUCUAGAAGCUUUUUUGCCUUUUAAUUUUGUUGUGAUUAGUUUUGAAGCACAAGCACAAUAUCCUAAUUGAAUCAGUAUUGACAGUUACCUUACGUAGCAUAGGCUACCAAGUGAUAUCUGUGCAAUUAGUGGUUUGUUUUAAUAGCCCAAUUUUUAUACGUAUAUAAUUGUAACGCGCACUUCUAUGUAAUUUGCUUAGAAUCUAUGGUCUCAGACUCCAUAUUAUUAUUAUCUUUAUUUACGGGAUAGGCAUAUUUUACCUCCAUAUGAUAAAGAAAAAACGAAUAUUCUCUAUCAUUCAUUUUUCUUCUAACGAUUUUUUUUAUAAUAGUCUUCCACACUUCGAUUUAUUGUAAGAAAACAAUUUGCACACAUUGUAAAAAGAGCAUGCAUGCAUAUCCCAAUUUUUGGUACAAAAUAUUGAUUACUAUAUCUCUCUGGGGCCAGCGUUAACUUAGCCCGGCAUUUCAAUGCUUUGAAUAAUAUAUAGGUUGCGUUCGCUUUGGCGCUCACAACGCUUGUAAGCAUUAUUGUGCAUCCUUGUUUAAUAUUUGAUAAAUAAGAAAGAUAAAAUAAAAUGCUUAAAGUGCUGUAAGUGCAUAAAAGCAAACGCAGUCUAUGUCUAAUCUAUGGUGCAUUUGUUAAAUAAGUUUUAAUCUUCAUAAUUUCAUGAAGAGACGACAUUUUAUGUGAGAAGAGAAAAAUCGAGCUACGCAGAUCGUGAUAUGUCCUUAGUAUAUAUGGGUGUGAUAUAAGGAAAUCCUUUUUCAUAAAAAAAUGAAUGUGAUAAAAGUCUGUGUCUCAGUCUCGUAAUAUUGAGCAUCUCUGAAAUCGAAUGAAAUUCUAUCAGGACUAAUUUUAUUGAAUAAAAAAAUACAUUUAUGUAUUUGUGCAAAUAUUGAAUUUGACGAGUAUGAUAUUUAUACUAUAUUUAUGAGAUAGUCACAGCAUAAUAACCAGUAUUAACGUCGUAUAAUAACUUAAUAUAUGUAGGAUAUACUUCACAGGAGUAAUCAUUCUUCAACGCUGCGCAUCUCCAUCCCUGAAGCAUAUCCUACAUAUUAAGUUAUGUCAUGUUUUUGCAUACAGGGCAUUUUACAAUUAAUAUAACUCACAAUUGUCUAUGGAUAUCUAUAUGUUGAAUAUAUGUACUUUUUUAAUCUUUUAAAUGUAGAAAUACAUCGUACACCCUAAAUAAACGAAUAUUAUGUUAAUGACAUAUUUAACUGCAGCUCACAUUUAUAAAAAGUGUAACGAUAACAUCUUUUCUAACUUAUUGUAUGUAUAUUAUAUCUAAUUUAUAUAUUUAGGCUGUUUUUAUAUAUAUAAAAGAUCUGUGUGUACAUGUGCGAUUAUAUAUGUAUACAAUAUACAUAUUCAGAUAAAAAGAUAACAAUAUAAAAUUACGAGACGUGGAGAUAUCAAUAUAAAAUAUUUAUGGUUAUAAAAAAUAAGAAAGAUUAUACAUUGUAUGCUGUUUUACGAAAUACGGUUAUAAAAUGCAUGUGAUGUAUGUUAUCUUUAUUUCAUAUGUUUAUAAUCUCAAUUUACCAAAAUCAUUAUUAGAAUUUUUAAUGACAAUUAUAUAUUUACAAAUGUAGUAUUUUGAUGUAUUUCAGUAGCAUAAAUAUUCUUUUAUUUAUGCUAUAAAGAAAUAUGUAAAUUAUUUAUUGUAUGGAACAAGUUCUCUUGUUUCAUUUAAAUAACAAUGAUGAAAAAAAAGAAAUGACUUAUAUGAACUAAGUGUUUACUUGAUAUUUGUUAAAUUUACAAAUUUAUAUAAGUAUAUGUAUGUUUCAGAGAGAGAAAUUAUGUAUGUUUAAGUAGAUUGUCUGUUUGACUGUAAGUGUACUUCAGGAGGGAAGGAUUAAAUAAAUAACAUACCAAAUUUUGUUAAGAUUACUUGCUUCUAUUAAAUAAUCAAAGUAUAAUGUAUAAUUAAUAUAUUGAAAAUGUUUUACAAUGAAUGUUAAGUAUAGAAAAAUAAAUGCAACUAUGUACAAAUUCAUGUACCUUUGUAUUUAAAUUAACUUUUGUGUAUUUAUAAAGCUCAAAGUUUAUAAUAUAAGUUUUCAUUCUAUGUGAUAAA
This is a messenger RNA of Solenopsis invicta (red fire ant), 3579 nucleotides long. Its product is annotated as lysophospholipase D GDPD1. Gene Ontology annotation, cellular component: endoplasmic reticulum membrane. The coding region runs from base 150 to 1097 and encodes 315 amino acids. Gene Ontology annotation, molecular function: phosphoric diester hydrolase activity; phosphatidylcholine lysophospholipase A1 activity. The record is from RefSeq and is a predicted model, not a curated record. Lineage: Eukaryota; Metazoa; Arthropoda; Insecta; Hymenoptera; Formicidae. The transcript is spliced from 7 exons. Gene Ontology annotation, biological process: glycerophospholipid catabolic process.